AUGCUCUCUCCCUUCCAAUCCUUUUUCAUUCUCACCGUAUUGCUUUCUAAGCCACCCGCUCGCGACUCGCCCUCUUUUCACCUCGGUCUACCUUUCGGUUCAAGGCGGCUUCUCCUUCGUCCGGCCUUGGCAGCGUCAAGCCCAACCAUCACCAGUUCUGGAUCUUCAGAGGUCUUCCUCGCCCUUGUGGAAUGUGCCUCUUUCUCACGACGGCUUGACUCUGUCGAGGAAGUGGAAUACAUUGCCGACGUCCAGUGGAACACCAAAGCAUUUCAGAAUCUCGUGACAGAGGAGGACGCCAAGGAUCUACUCGAAGCCCUGAGCACGAAUCAGCUGAAGAUUGAGACGUUGACCGAUUUGAUCGUCGGUAAAGGGACCGGCUUGAUCGUCUUGGAAUACGGGGGACUAGGCACGGGCGAAACUUGCACGGCCGAGAGUGUCGCCGACUAUGCACAGAAGCCUCUGUAUCGCGUGACAUGCAGAGACAUUGGAACCGAGCCCGUCGAAGUCGAGAAGUACCUGGAGACCGUGCUUCGCCUCGGCCAUCGCUGGAGUUGCGUCGUCCUCCUGGACGACGCGGACAUUUUCCUGGAGGAACGGACACUCGCGGACCUGAGACGGAAUGCUCUCGUGUCCGUCCGUCUUCCUGCGCGUCCUCGAGUACUACAACCGGUCCUCAAGUAUGCAGGUAGGUAG
Messenger RNA from Fonsecaea pedrosoi CBS 271.37, 696 nucleotides. RefSeq lists its product as uncharacterized. Bases 1 to 696 code for a protein of 231 amino acids. The record is from RefSeq and is a predicted model, not a curated record. The transcript is spliced from 2 exons. Lineage: Eukaryota; Fungi; Ascomycota; Eurotiomycetes; Chaetothyriales; Herpotrichiellaceae. Gene Ontology annotation, molecular function: ATP hydrolysis activity; ATP binding.